AUGGGAUGGUCUGGCAUGUUGCUCUUAGCCAAUGUCCUUUUAAUCCUAUGGCUUUCUACUGCCAAAGGAGAAGUGAAACCUUGCGAUUUUCCAGAAAUAAAAAACGGAGGUCUAUAUGGUGCAGAGAGACACAGACCUUACUUCCCAGUACCUAUAGGAAAGAAGUUCGAUUAUUACUGCAACAAGGGAUUUGUGGCUCCUUCAGGCAUGUACUGGGACAACAUCCACUGCACUGCACAAGGGUGGAAGCCUGAGUUCCCAUGCCGCAGGCAAUGUAGUUUCCCAUAUGUGGAGCAUGGGAAACUUUUAGAAUGGAAAGGAAGCUAUCUACAGGACCAGUCUUUAAAAGUCAAGUGUCACUCUGGCUACAGUCUUCCAAAUGGUCAGGACACAAUUAUGUGUACAGAGAAUGGUUGGUCUCCUCAACCCACAUGCAUCCGUGUCAGUAAGUAACCGGCUCUGAGAUCACAAGAUGCUCUUUGGCUCCCUGUCCCAUCUAUAUUAACUGUGGCAAAAUACUUCUUUUC
Molecule: messenger RNA, 527 nt
Organism: Cricetulus griseus (Chinese hamster)
Lineage: Eukaryota; Metazoa; Chordata; Mammalia; Rodentia; Cricetidae
Source: RefSeq, a predicted model, not a curated record